AUGGCCGCCGCCAUCAGCGCCGGCCUCCUGGGCCGCGGCCACAGGAUCCUUCUCCUGUGCCACACACGGAGAGCAUUUGCGUCGCAGACGGAUGGGGAAGUCAGGGUGGUGCAAGUCCUCAAAGAAAAAUUCCCUCGGGCUUCGGCCAUCAAAGUAGUGGAUAUAUCAGGAGGCUGUGGAGCAAUGUAUGAAAUUCAUAUAGAAUCUGAAGAAUUUAAAGAAAAGAGAACUGUCCAGCAACAUCAAAUGGUUAAUCAGGCACUAAGUGAAGAAAUUAAAGCAAUGCAUGGACUACGGAUAUUCACAUCUAUUCCAAAGCACUGAAGAUGAACCAGGCAGCAUUGUUAGAAACCUGUGUGGAGAUAGGACACCUAUGGGCAUGAGACAAAACAGGAAGUUUGUAUUAUGGACUUAUCUUUAAAUCAAUAUUUAAUGGUGUUAAAACAAAGACUGUAAGUAUUUCAGAAGCUAUUUAAAGAGAGAUCCUAUUUCAUGUUUAUUUAAUUUUAACUUGUAGAUUGAUUUCUUAUCCUUUCAUAAAGUACCUGAUGCCAAAUCUUAGUUGGUUACUUUAUCAAAAAACUAAUCACUGUAAGUCAAGGAUGGAACUGGAAUGCCAUGGUUUGUGGAGCAUGUUGCAGAGGGAAGUAUUGGCUUCCAAAGUAUCUUUCAUUACUAACAUCUAGUGGAAAAGGACCCCAGCUGUGGUGAUUCUACAAAGAGAUCAUGAACAAAAAAACCCAAAAUAAUAAUGUAUGUUUUUGCUGCCUACUUCACUAGUGUUCUGGUGUAGCUCAGAGGAAACCAGGGCAGUGAGGAAAGCUUACAAAGAAAUUACUUCAGAGGCUGUAUAGUCCCCUAGUCAAUGUGCCUUCUCAGUCAAUCAUCUUACUUCAAACAUGGCUUUGUAAGAGAAGCUUGCAGGAUAAUCCUGAGCUGUCUGGCACAGCUACUGAAUAUGAAAUUAAGACUGUUUCUUAAUAAAUGAAAGGCUUUAAGUUACAUUACUUCAGUGUGAUGUCCUUGAAAGGAUAAGGUGCUCUGGUUUCCUGUUGGGCAAAACUCAAGGCAUGAUGCUCUGAGUCUGAAUUAUGAGGAUCAUCUUUUCUUCAUGGCAUCUGUGAAAGUGCUUGUUUUACUCAAACUCCUGAGAAGUGUGAAUGUUUCUUUGAUAAGGAUCGGCUAGUCAACUUUUAGUUGAGCAUGUCUGUGCCUUAAGUUCAAGCUUUCUCAUGCCAGAUUUAAUUGUACCUCAGCCAGUUAAUAGUUAGCUAUUAAAAUAAUAAGUUAUAUUAAAGUUUUAUUGCAUUAUAA
This is a messenger RNA of Trachemys scripta elegans, 1314 nucleotides long. It is a transcript of the gene BOLA3, whose product is annotated as bolA family member 3. The record is from RefSeq and is a predicted model, not a curated record. The transcript has 4 exons. The coding region runs from base 1 to 324 and encodes 107 amino acids. NCBI's taxonomy places the organism in Eukaryota, Metazoa, Chordata, Testudines, Emydidae.